ACCAUUGUUUUUUCAAUGGUUUCAUUAUAGCAUACACACUUCCAAAACUAUAGCAACCAUUGUUGUUUUUUCAAUGGAAGCUGAAAUGUCAUCAUUGCCUUACACAUUAUUAUGCCGCCAGUUUUCACUUGGUGAGAUUCUAUUAGCCACCCAGAAUUUCGAUGAUGCGUUGAUUGUAGGGAAGGGUGGUUUUGGUAAGGUGUAUAAAGCUACCAUCACUGUGGAAAACAGGGCAACUUUUAUUGUUGCCAUCAAGCGAUUGGAUUUAUUAGAUUCCAGCCAAGGAGCAACCGAGUUUUGGGCUGAAAUCAAGAUGCUUACCAAGUUGAGGCACUGUAAUCUUGUGUCUUUGAUUGGUUAUUGUAACGAUAACUCAGAGAUGAUCCUUAUAUAUGAGUUUAUGCCGAAUGGAACCCUGGAUGAUCAUUUGCACAGAAAGGGUAGUAGCCUGAGUUGGGUACAACGACUACAGAUAAGCAUAGGUGCUGCAAGAGGAUUGCACUACCUUCAUACCGGAACAGGCACCCAAGAUGGAGUCAUACACCGAGAUGUAAAAAGCACAAAUAUUUUGUUGGAUGAAAAUUAUGCUGCUAAGAUAUCAGAUUUUGGAUUAUCCAAAAUUGGUCCAACAAACACAUCUGGUGCCUAUGUCAAUACACUUGUUAGGGGUACCUUUGGUUAUCUCGAUCCAGAGUAUUUUUUGACUGGACGAUUGACAAGAAAAUCAGAUGUGUUUGCCUUUGGCGUGGUAUUAUUCGAAUUGUUGUGCGGGAGGGCGGCACUUGAUAACAGUCUUGACGAAGAUGAGUGCAGUUUGGCUAAGUGGGCUCAUGAAUCUAUUGAGGAAGGGAAAAUGUAUGAAAUUAUUGAUUUUGAUAUCAAAAGUCAGAUCUCUCCAAAAUGUUUGAAGGUAUUCGUGCAGAUUGCAGAUCGUUGUCUGAGUAGUGAGUCAAAGAAACGCCCCACUAUGGCAGAGAUUCUGGUAGCUCUUGAGCUCUCUCUGAGAUUACAAAAUAAAUUCGACAGCCGUGUAAAGCCAGCUGCAGGCAUAUUGGCAUUGGCUAGAAGGAUUAAGUGGCCCUUUAUCUCCCUUGAAAUCAACACUGCUCAAAGUGAUGGAAAGCUCUCAACAGUCAAUGAAGAUAGCGAUGAUCAUGGUGAAGUGACCCCUCUGGUUGAUAUACCGGAUCAUUUGAAUCAUGUUCCAGAUCAACCCAAGCCUCUUGACAAAGACAACAUUAAUCAUGCCUCCUUGCCAAAAGACCAUAAUGAUGAUCACCUUGAAGUAUUUUCUGAUGAGAAUAUACAAAUACUGGCUUAUGAUCUGAAGAAGUUUUCUUUUGAUGAUCUAAAAAGUGCCACGAGAGACUUUACGAACCAUACGAGGCUUGGUAACGGAGUAUUUGGAGAGGUUUUUGAAGGUUGGAUACAUACAAACACAUCUUCUCCUUCUGUUGUUAAUGGUCAAUUAAGGAUUGCCAUUAAAAGGUUUUAUUACUCCAAGAUACAACAUCACCUGGAAAAGAAGCGUCUUGACAUGACAUUCUUAAGCAGAUUUAAUCAUCCAAACCUGGUUAAGAUUCUAGGCUACUGCUUUGAAGACAAGACACUGUUCCUUAUUUAUGAAUUCAUGGAGAAUGGAAGCUUAGAGUCUCACAUGUUCACAAAAGACAAGAUACCACUUUCAUGGGAGACAAGAGUUCAAAUAGCAAUACAAAUAGGUGAAGUCCUUUCAUCCCUGCACACUAGUUAUCAGGCUUAUAGGUACUCUAUUAAGAUGCAUCAGAUAUUGUUGGACAAGAACUUCAACGCAAAGAUUUCUGAUUUUGAAUCUACAAAACUGGUAUAUGGAGAUUUAUACGCGGAGGAGAUUAUCGAUUCAUUAUACUACUGCAGUCGACCAAAUAAUUCUAAAUAUGUGGGCAUUAGCCGUUCUUUUGGAUUAUUAUUGAUUCAACUGCUGACUGGUGGUAGAAAAGGUAUUGCAAAUUUACAAAAAUACAAGUCGAAUCGGAAAGUUGAAAGCUGCAUGAGGAAAGCACUGGACCCACGCCUCCCCAAUGUAGAUGACACUAUUGUUAAAAAGGCAAUGACAUUUGCUGACGCUGCAUUCCUUUGUGUAGAUCUUGAUUAUCCAUUGGACAAAACCUUAGACUUAUUAAGAAAACUUUAGGCAAGUAUGAUAACAUGUAACAUGCGUAAAUAAGUUAGCUCCUCCCAUAUCUUUAUAACUUCCUUUUGCUACCCAUGGUUUUACUACUUGUUAUUUCUAUUUUCACUUACUCUUUAUUUUCCACA
This is a messenger RNA of Helianthus annuus (common sunflower), 2298 nucleotides long. Its product is annotated as receptor-like kinase LIP2. The record is from RefSeq and is a predicted model, not a curated record. Bases 74 to 2173 code for a protein of 699 amino acids. Lineage: Eukaryota; Viridiplantae; Streptophyta; Magnoliopsida; Asterales; Asteraceae. Gene Ontology annotation, cellular component: plasma membrane; plasmodesma. Gene Ontology annotation, molecular function: ATP binding; transmembrane receptor protein tyrosine kinase activity. Gene Ontology annotation, biological process: protein autophosphorylation. The transcript has 7 exons.